Molecule: messenger RNA, 11147 nt
Organism: Nasonia vitripennis (jewel wasp)
Lineage: Eukaryota; Metazoa; Arthropoda; Insecta; Hymenoptera; Pteromalidae
Gene: ed
Product: hemicentin-1
Exons: 9
Coding region: 716-4306 (1196 amino acids)
Biological process (GO): cell-cell adhesion
Cellular component (GO): cell-cell junction
Molecular function (GO): cell adhesion molecule binding
Source: RefSeq, a predicted model, not a curated record
CUUGCGCAAGCUCUCCGUCUCCCGUGUCUCGCAGCAGCCGUUCGCGCGAGUAUAAUAUCGUACAUUGUUUCGAUCUCUUUUUAUUUCGCCCGCGACGAUGUGUCGUUCCGUCACUCGUUGAAUGUGUGCCACGAUCGUCGUCUUCAAAGGAGCAAAAGUAAUGAUCACGUUCUCUAGUCGCUGAGUAGGCAGACGUGGUCUCUCUUGUGCACGUGUUACACGUACAGUAGAUAACCUUCCAGAGAGCGAUUCGGAGUUGAAAGUUCACAUAUAGAGGAGCAUGCUGCUACUGACAUUCUACAUAAGAAUCUCGGACGUACUGAUUCGCCUGCAGUUCCGCUGGUGAUCUCGAGUAGCUACCUGUGCGCGCGGGCUUGUAUGGCCGGCCGGGAGUACUAGUGCUCUCGCGGACGCGAAUAGCGCACGUGUCACGCAAUGAAAAACAGAUGCCGGCCGAUCAUGUGAUUUAUCGCGCUGCUCCCUGAUUCACCACCACCACCACCAGUGCUGUCUCUCUCGCUCUUCUCUUUCCACCUUCCCCCGUCUCUACGUCUCUUUCUCUGUCCUAACCGUCGUCCCGAAGAGAAGAAAGCCGCGAGUGAGGAAGAAAAAAAUAAAAACAAAGUUUGCAAGGGAGGAACGAGGCAGUGCUUGCAUACUUAAACAUAUAGCUGGUGCGCGCGUGUGUGCGGAAGACGAGCAGAGGAGGAGGAAGAUGGCACCGCCGGAGAGACACCGGCCGAACACCUGCUGCUGCUACCUUCUGAUUUUGCUCGGAUUUAUCGGAGCGAGCGGAGCGCGCGAGAUCGGCGAGACGCAGGUCGACACCCACGAGGGCUCGACGGUCAUUCUGCGAUGCCGGUUCGAGCCGCCGCGGGACAACGCCACCUUCUUCUGGCUGACGCACACGGGCAACGCGCACGACAACGCCGCAAUCGAGAACACGGCUCUGGCGCCCUACUACUCGGUCUACAUGCAGCCGGAGAAGGGCCGCUACGACCUGGAGAUCCGCAACGUCUCGUACGAGCGCGACAACGGCAAGUACGAGUGCCGCGUCAAGGUCAGCGGUACCGGUCGCAACCUCUACCACAAGAACAUCACGCUGACGGUGCUGCGCCCGCCGAGUCCGCCCACGAUCCUCCCGGUCGCGGCCGUCGCCCGCGAGGCCGAGAAGCUCGAGCUGACCUGCAACACCAAUGGCGGCAGCCCCGAGCCCGAGAUCCGCUGGUACCGCGGUGACUCGUCCAACGUCCUCCACACCGGCAAAACUUACGUCAUGAUCCCGACCAAGGAGGACGACAAGUCCUUGCUGAAGUGCGAAGUCCACAACAGGGCCAUGCGUCCUAACGAGAUCCUCUCGGCCAGCAUGACCCUCGACGUGCAGUACUUCCCCCGGGUGUCCGUCGGCACCGAGAACCCCCUCAAGGUCGAGGUCAACAGCACGGCCACGCUCCAGUGCAUGGUCAACGCCAAACCCGUCGUCAACUCGGUCCGCUGGAUCAAGGACAACAGCUUCGUCGGCACGAGCCUCAAGCACAUCAUCCCCAAGGUCACGCUGCAGGACGCCGGCAAGUACACCUGUCAGGCCGACAACGGCCUCAGCACCAAGGGCGAGAGCUUCCUGCACCUGGACGUGCUCUACCCGCCGACCGUCGUCAUCGAGGGCGAGAAGGUCAGGACCGCCGAGGUUGAGGACACCGUCACCGUGCACUGCAACGUCUCGUCCAACCCGCCGCCCACCACGAUCGAGUGGCUCCGAGAAGGUCGACCGGAGUUCCGCGUGGAAGGCCAUAUCCUGCGACUGAUCCGCGUGUCGGCCGACAACGCUGGCAUCUACACCUGCCGAGCCAUCAACUCGAUCAGCCCGUCGGGAGGCCCGAGCAAGAACCACUACGCCAUGGCCAGCGUCGAGAUCCGCGUGCGGCACAAGCCGGGUCCGGCCAGCAUCUCGCCCGACUCGCCCAUCGCCGCCGAGAACUCCAAGGUCAUCCUGACCUGCGUCGCCAACCCGCCCGGCUACCCGGAGCCGCAGUUCCAGUGGUCCCGCGCCAGCGACAACGGCAUCUCCGCGGCCGAGCACAUGGGCUCCAAGUACGAGAUCAACUCGGUGCACCUCAGCAGCGAGGGCAUCUACCGAUGCCAUGCCUUCAACGAGAUCGGCAACGGCGAGUCGGCCUCGGUCAACCUGACCGUCACUCAGCCGCCCAAGAUUCUCAGCAAGCUCCAGCCCCACGUCACCAGGAAGGUCGGCGAGUCGUCGUUCCAAGUGUCCUGCGUAGCAUCCGGCAAGCCGAAACCGUACGUGCGCUGGCUGAAGGACGAUCGCGAGCUCACCGCUGACCAGAGCCUCUACAAGGUCACCACGAUCCAAUCGGAGGGCCACGGCCGCGUCGUCACCGUCAACUCGACGCUCAAUUUCCUGGGCAACGCCCGUCCCGAGACCGACAAGAUCGUCGCUACCGACCGGGGCAAGUACACCUGCGUAUUCAGCAACGACAACAUCAAGGUCGUCGAGUCGCAGAUGAUCCUGAAGGUCGAGCACCCUCCGAUCAUGCUUCACCAGUACGACAAGGUCGCUAACGGCCUGCGCGAGACCGCGAACGUGACCUGCAAGGUCCAGGCCUGGCCCAAGCCCGAGUUCCAGUGGAGCUACGGCACGAACCUCGCACCGCUCCAGGGCUCCUCCAGUGACGGACACUACGAGAUCUCCACCUUCGCCGACGAAGACGACGUCUACACGUCCGUCCUGAAGAUCAACAACAUCCGCGAGUCGGACUACGGAGACUACAACUGCCGAGCAGCCAACGCUCAGGGCAUGCUCGUCUCGACCAUCAAGCUUCAACCAAAGGGCGCACCCGAGCGUCCGACGAACUUGAGAGCCGUAGACACCGGACCGACCCACGUGGCUCUCGCCUGGGACUUGGGCUUCGACGGCGGUCUGACCAUCGACAAGGCCUACGUCUGGUACAGGAGAGUCGCGGGAGGAGACGAGGUCAUAGCCGCCGACUGCGCGCCACCUCGCGGACCCGCCGGUCAGUGGCAAGAAUACCCGUUGUGUAGGAAAUCCAAUCCCUGCAACGUCCCCGAUCUGGAGCAACACCAGACUUACGCUUUCAAGGUGAAAGUCGUCAACACGGCCAACCACUCGGACUUUUCCGAAGAGACCACCGCCACAACGGCCGUAGCCAAGAUUCCGGCUCCACAGCGCGUGAGCUACGACCCAGAAAGCGGUACCCUGGCGAUCAACGUAGGCCCGACCUGCUUGGCUCUCGUCGCCUCCAUCGAGAAGUCCGACUCCGGCUCGGACAACACGUGGCGCAUCGUCGACGACUGGCCCCUGGAGGUGCUCGGAAGUUCCGCCACGCAACGUGAGGGCAUUCUCGAUGACCCCGCAGCCUCGAGCUCCGAGCCCAGGAUCAGGGUGAGGUUCUGCCUGAAGGCCGAUCGCCAACGUUGCGGCGAUUACGUCGAAGCCGAGAUCGGACCCUCUUACAUCGCGCACGCCGGUGCACUGGCAACUCCAACUUUAAUUGCUCUCGUGGUAAGCGGAGCCGUAUUCCUAUUGUUCGCUGCGUUGCUGCUUCUGUUCUGCCGGUGCCGCAGGAAACAUGCUGCCAAAGCCAAAGACUACGAGAUGGAUUCGAAUGCAGUAAGGCCGAGCCUGGUAACCGGAAACGGUCAGCAGACGCAAGCGCCGCCGCCUUACUACGCCGAGAACAAAGCCCUGGAACACAGCCUGGAUCACGCGCUCGCUCUCGAGGACAGCAAGACGCCGGCUUACGCCCAGACCGGCUACGGAUACCACCAGCCGAAUCAUAACAUCAAUGGUGAGAAUAAUGGUGUUAACAUGGGCUACAUGGAGAACAGCUACUCCAACUCGAACAACGGCGGCUCGGUCAACUCGCAGGACUCGAUCUGGCAGAUGAAAUCUGCGGCGGCGGCUAACGGCGUUGGCGUCAACGCCGGUCAAGUCGGCGUGGUCGGCACCCCCUACGACAUGGGAGGCUACGCCACCACCGAGUCCGAUUACCCGGCCCACCCGCAUUACCUGCCGCAGCGCGAAGAUUACAGGGAGAGCCACAAUCUGAGUCGGCAGCAAUUUUGCGAGCCAUUCGCCACGGUUGUCAAGUCCCAGAAGCAUGUCGAUUCACCAUACGACGUGUCAGGUCUUCCCUACCAGGAGAACUACGACGAGGACAGCAAGCCACCGCAGCAGGUGAGCCUGUCGUACGACGAGUCGCUGGAGUCGGGCUACUCGACCCCCAACAGCCGGGGUCGUCGCAUCAUUCGUGAAAUAAUAGUCUGAGAUCAGCCUACCGGCUCGCGAGCCGGAAAAUCGCGGACCACCUGGCUCUAGCAGCAGGCCCCCCACUCACACCUUCUCCAGCACGUGCAGCAGCAGCCGGCCAGCACUAGCGGCGGCCACCACAUGGAGAUCGUCAUCGAGAGCGAUCCCCUUUACCGACCCUCCAGCACGAGCCCGGCGCCCGGCGGCGGCGGCUACCUUCGCUCGCCCGUCACUGCCCAGCCGCCUCUCGUCAGCUCCAGCAACGCCUUCUACUACGCCACCCUGCCCCGCGGCAAUCGGCUCGCCGGACCCGUGCAGGACACGCUCGACGGUGCGCCAACCACCACGUCCGUCAGGCGGGUAGACAAGUCCGGUCUCCUAGAGAUCUCGGACCUCGAACCCCCCAGCACCGGGCGCAGACUCCUCACCGGGGCCGAGAGCCACGUCGGCACCCUAUCCAGGCGAAGAGACCGAUCGGGUCUGCUCGAGGCCGUGCCCGAGGUGCCCGACCAGUGCAGUCACCCGCGACUCGCCUCCGAGGAGCUGCUCGCCGCGGCGGCCACUGCCAGGUCGAUGGUCGAGCGACAGCAGCACCUGCUCGGCGCCGAGACCGACAUAGUCGAGUCGGCGCUGCUCAGGCGACGCUCCUUCGCCACGACCGAGUCCUCGCAGGACUCCACCUCGACAUCGAUGAGCCUGCGGGAGAACGAGGCCGAGCCGAGCAACAACAACCCCGCGACGCGGAGUCAGCCCCGGGUCAAGUUCGCCCCGAUGGACGACAGCUGCAACACGAUCCUGCCCGCCUCGACGAACCUCGACGAGAUCAAGGAGUCCCAGCCCAGCCGGAAGAGCAGCGUCGUCGAUUGCCUCGGGAGGCUGAGUCCGCGACAACGCGACAAGCACGCAACGAUGACUCUGUCUAACAUUCCGGACGUGAUCGAGACCGCGGCGACGACGACUUCCGGCUCCGGACCCGAGGGCGAGCGCGCCGAGGCCGAGGGCUGCGAACACACGGCCAUCGAGAGCCUCGAGGAGGGUCGCGUGUCCUACAAGGGCGCGACCACGACGACUGGCUCGGCCAACAGCAAGUCGGGCCACAACGACAACAUACAAGCCGUGCACGUCAUCAUACUGUCCGAGCAGUUGUGAGGUCGGCUUUGGCCCGGUGACUGAGCGAACUCCGUGUUCAAGCAAUACUGGGUAUGAGCGGCCGCGAGGGAGGUAGAGACGAACGCGGCACACCGUGCGCCUUUGGCUACUUUGAAGUAUACGGCUUUUGUUGUAGAGUUUUUGCGUUUUUAAUCUAAAUCUAGAAUACUAGUAGUUCGACUGACUGUGAUCGGCCCGGAAAGCAAUAUUGCCGUCACUGUUUUUAUCGUUUAUCUUAUUUCGACUGAUCGUUGUUGAUUAUUUUUUAAAGCGCAUUGCGCUUACUGCGGUAUAACAUAAUCAAAAAGUGCCUAUUUCAAAAUAAGCAAAGGUGCCCGGGAUCGUGUCGGACGGCUCGAAAAGGCCAAGCUCCUGGCGGAGAUACCACGAUAUUUUAAUUUUAUAGAAGACGAAGAUCCUCUGCAUGCAACUCUGCGAAGAGCUUGGAAUUUUCAGGGCGCGGGGCGGACAUUCAUCGCGAUUUUUCUAAGAGAAUGAUCUUUUUUUACACUGACGACGGCGUCGCGUUACACAUAUGGACUGAGGCGAAGGAGAUUAGUAUAUACGGUGACCUGACGCGAUGAGUUUACCCGCCGCCGCUGCCCUCGCUCGCAUCUCCCGCCUCGGCGAAAACCCUGAACCUAUAUACACGUAACGCUGUACAUGUACUUCGAUACUUUCUCGUUUUCAUCGCUCGUAUAAGGUUCGCGCGCACGCGACGAGCUCUCUCGCUCGGUUUCUUGUUUAUACAUAGAACGACGAGAGAACGCAGUGUAUUAUAUUGUAAUUAUAGAAGACGACUACUCACACGAAAACUUACGCAGGAGACACGGAUAGACCGAGAGACACGAUUUUUUUUUAUUAUUUACCGUGUACGAGCGGACGAAGUUGAACGAAAAACUUACGAAAAAAAGAGGCCAUUGACUUUGAAUCUCAAAGUUUCAGAGUUCUUUUGAACAAACAAAAAAAAAGUAUAAGAGAGAAGAGUAAUGAUACAGCUCGCGCGGGUACUUGAUUAUAUAGUUAUUAUAUAGUGAGGUACAUAUAGAUUUAUAUGUGUGUGUGUAUAUGUUGAUGUAUAUGUGUGUACGUGAUAUCGACUUUUUCUAGGAAAAACGAACAAACAAAUACAGUAUAUAAACGAGAGAUGCGCCGGACGACGAAAAGAACGAAGACUGCCCCGCGGCAGAGUCGAUACUUAAUUAAAGCGUAAUAACUUAUAAGACACACACGUCUUUCUCCAGUUUAUUUUUUAAUUUCUAUCCUCAUCAUUGAUGAAUAUCAUCGUUCGCUAGAGAAAAUCGAGAUACUCUACGAUUUAUCGAAGCCCCGGUCAAGACGAUGCGUCCUCGUGCUCGGUUUUCGGAAUGCCGUCAAUUUCCGCCCUGAAUCGAGACGACGUUAUUUGCCCUUGCCUCGCUUCGGCGCGGAAUUUUUUUCAUACUCGCCAGUGCACUCUUUUUCCUUUUGCUUUGCUCAGACUCGCUCUCGGGGGCUACGCUGAAUCGAUACGAAAACACAUACAGACACCCCGGAACGAACGUGAUAUGGAAUUUUUUAUUUAAUUAAUUUUGUUUUACUCUAUUUAUUGCGCUGGUGCAGCUCUUAGUUGUAAUCAAAAAGAUUUUUUUAUCGCGUUUAUCACGUGUAUUUUUAUAUAUUUUUUUAACUUUAACGUAAACGCAAAUUACUAAAGAUGGCCUAAUUUGCUCUUCUGAAAGAAGUCCGCCCCCACGUUCGUUCUCCGCGUCUGCACAUCGAUUCGCCGGAGUCCUCUUCUCGAUCACACAAACGUCAACGUUCCUACGCCGUAUUUCGAAAAAUGAUUCACACGCGAAGGGAGAGAACGGCUUCCGACGCGGAAAACUCGUGCUCGGCUCUCGCGCACGGGCACAUAAAAGGGCAUAUCUCUCUUUCUCUCGGUAUAAACUCCGAUGAAUGGACUCGAUAGAGUCGAUUCGUCUCGUCGUUUAUUUUCUCUCUCGCGUGUGUAUUACUUAACGGGAAGACGAACGGCGGCGCAUCCUUGAUCGGCGCUUGGGUAUAUUUUAUACUUUUAUAUCUUGAACGAACUCUGCUCGAGAGAAACGCCGCGACGAGCAGAAGCAAAAUGCGAGUGAGAGAAAAUGUGCAAGACAAGCUUUGCGUGCGAGACAUAUAGCGAUGAGAGAGCAAAUAUUAUAACGUAAGAUGAGUGAUUGUGAUCCAAGAUUUAUAUUUAUCGAUGUGACGUGAUUGAUAUCGUGAAUAAGAUAGCCUUUAUAUUAUAUGCAUAUAGAAAGAAAAUCUAUAUAUAUUAUAUAUAUAUUAUUGUACUAAACAAAAGAAAAACACACAAGGACAAGCAAAAGCAUGAACAAGCGAUGUGCUAGGAUGUGAGAGAUUGGACAGAAGCUCGUGCUGAAAUCGGCGGCGAACAUUUUCCACGAUUAUACGCGCGAGAAGAACGACACGACGUGUUUUAGCCCACCUGCGUAACUUUGCGAGAGAUGUAUUACUCGGUCGCGUUGUAAAUAUUAGCUUGUAAGUGACUCUCCCAAUUCUUUUUUUUUUACGUUAACUUCUUCGCAUGUAGGGUAUGGAGAGCGCGCGCGCACGACGAUUGUAUCGGACGUUAUGUUCUUCAUCGAAGCGUUGUAUUAUCCGUUGCUUUCAUUCGUUACACACUGAGCGCCCGAAAGCCGCUCCACACGUAGCCGUUUCAGCCCGAGAGGGAAACCUUCUCGCGACGUCGCUGGUUCUAUGACUUUCUUUUAUUAUUAUUAUUAUUAUUACUCUAUUAUCUUGCGUUCGUUGUAUUAUUUUUUAUCAUCAUUAUUAUUAUUAUAAUUUUUUUAUCCCAUCAUUGUAUGUGCGCCGUGUGUGCGUGGAGUUUGAUGAUAUUGUUCGCUCGAUGGCAUCGCGCUGCGACUCUUCGCUCGAUGAUUUUACAGCAUCGGUCAUUUUGUUGUUAUGUGUAUAUAUCGAGACGACAAUUGAUUAAGAAAAAUUGUUAUCUAGAUAUCCGAUAAGUGUAAGACAUCAGUCAAUUAAGCGUUGUUAUAUAAAAAAAAUACAUCAUUGAUUAAUAAAGUCUAGGGUUACUAUAAAGUAUAAAGUACUCAAACAUUUUAUUUCUCUGACCUAAACGAACACCGUUGAAAUUUUUUCAUCGAGACUUGCAUAACCGAUGGUUUACAUGGAUAACUCUUUAUUUCGACGGCAAAAACUUUGACGAGCUUUGAAGCAAAGCUCGCGCACGUCACUCAACUCGAGAGAAUAUCCGUAUGAACCAGUACGGUAUGCAUUAUAUAUACGCAGAGUAUAUUUCUGAAAGCCAUUUUGAAAUCAAAAAUAAAAGUAAAUUUUAUCCAGUUCACGUAGACGCGCGUUCGCGAACUCUUUUCUAUAAUAUCUCCUACAACGCUCGCACGCAAUUUUAAUGCUAUAUCCACGAUAUACGAGAGAUAUUAGGCUAACUUGCACAUCUGCGAUCUUAAAGCUGUCGUUCGUAAGCGUCUGAAAAAGAGAAUAUAAAAUAAAAAUCUAAAAAAAAAUGAAUAACUUACGGGAAAUAUACAAUAUUGAAUCCCUAGAAACUCCGCCGAUCUCGCAUUAGUUAUUUUCGAUGCUAUCAGAGUCACGGGCCGAAGAGGAGAAGCGCAAGCGCGGUGAAAAAUCCACGAGAUACCUGAUGUUGUACAUCGCCAACGUUGUUGAAGUUAUUAUUUUUCUACGAUUCAAUGUGAUCUCAUUUUCGCUCGUAUAGCGCAAAAAAUUAAAAAAAGAAAAACACUUAUAUGAAUGGAAACACGCGCUUCGCCAAAUGCGAAUCCUUCGAUUUUCAAGCUCUUGCAUGAGAUGUAGGCAAAGGAAUGUAAGAGACGAGAAAAAGCGACGCUUCGCCAAUAGCACUGUUGUUAAUUAUUAUCCUCGCCUCGAUCAGGACUCACGCACAUGCAUCUUUCAAAGAGAUUACUAAGAUACACAAAGAGAUACAGUAGAGUAGCUAUAAAAAAAAAUACAAGAGAGAAGCGAUUUAUAUCACUCGCCUAUUAUUAUUAUACAUAUUAAAUAUAAAUAUUAUAAAUAUAUAUAUAUGUGAACGUUCCACGGCAUUUCGUCGAUGCUCGAGCGUCUGCAGCUUGAAUAUAUCGCGUGGCCUCCUGCGGUUUCCACCGUCCGACACGAAUCCCCGAAGUUUGCACGAAAGCUCGGCUGCUCGUAUUAUGUACUUCGGUAUAGGACUAAACAGCGUUUUUUCGUAUAUAGUAAGUGUCGUGAGUCGCUUUUUACGUAUUUUCAAUUAGCUUGAAUUUAACGAGAUAGAGGGAAAAAAUGUAAUAAUUGUGUACUUCUAUGACUUUUCGUGCAAACUUCUUGGGUUUUCUGGAAAGAGCUGGGAAUCUUGAGGAACGCGUUGCGACCAAUUAUAGUUUUGCAAGAGAGUUCUCGUAUGGGUGGGAGAGAGAGAGAGAGAGAGAGAGAGAGAAUGCAAACAAUUAUACUGCCAGAAACAAGGAACUUGUCGAGAAUUUAAAAUAGAGAGGCGAAGAGAAUGUGUGCGUGCGAGUGAGUGAGAAACGUAUAGAGGAAAGUAUAACUUGUAUACUAACGUCAUAUUUUUUCAUGAUACAAUAACAAAAAAAGAAUAACACGAGAGAAAGAGAAGAAAUCCUAAAAGUGUUGAGAGAGAGAGAGAGAGAGAGAGAGAGAGAGAGAGAGAGAGAGAGAGAGAGAGAGAGAGAGAGAGGAAUAGGAAAUGGGCGAUUUUAGAAGGCGCACCACCGGUCGAGCAUCGACGAGGUCGGAUUAUUCAUGCGCGCGAAGGAGAGAAGGGAAACGAAAGAAGCCCAAGUCCACACACACACACACACACACACACACACACACACACAUCGAUUCAUCGCAUCAUCCAUACAUUCGACUUACCUUGUAAAAAAAAUAUUGCUGAGAUAUGUAUAUAGGAAAAAAAUGACGAAAGACGAACGAAGGUAACGUCGUGCGAAUAUUUAACUGCAACAUUAUUGAUUAAGGUUAUAAGGAUAAACGUAACAUAAUGUAAAACAAAAACGAUUAAGAAAGACAGAGAGAUAUACGAGGAAACUAAGCAAAACAAGAGAAGGCGCGAGCAAACUAAAAAAAGGGGCCCAAAAUUUGUCGGGCUGUCGAUAAAAAACGCAAUUCUUCAUUUUAAAUAUUAUACAUAGGCGUCAGCGUUCUCCAGCGUGGAGGACGUGUAAAACACAAUGGGAGAUGAACCAUUUAUAUAUACAUACCUAUAAGUGUCUGCGAUUGCAUGCGAUCCUUGUGUAUAUGGUUACGUAUAUAUAUAUACAUAAAUAUUGUUUUUUACCUUUGUAAACCGCUGAGCGCGGUCGGUGUGCGCGACGAGCGCCGCUAUUGUCUUGCUAUACCGGGCGGCCGUUCUUUUAAUUUCUUCCCUUCGUUUAUUAGGCCAAGCGAAAUUUCGUAAUAUCUCUCACGGAUCCGACGUAACUUUCCUCUGUUCAAUAUUUGAACAACCGCCAAUCUUGUAAUUGCGCUUUUCGCGAGAAUUCGUGCGACUUUGUAAAUACGACAGUUUGAGAUGGAGAGAUGUCAGCGUGCGGAUAACAGACUAUUCGAGUAAUCAUUAUUAUGGCUUAUUAUUAUUAUUGAUAUCAUUGCGUAUUAUUAUUUGUACAAAUUUUACGUUGCAAUAUGAAAUAAAUGAUGAAUUCCCAGUUGA